GGGGCCAGCCUGAUGCCCUGUCUCUGUGUGAGAGGGGGCCAGCCUGAUGCCCUGUCUCUGUGUGAGGGGGCCAGCCUGAUGCCCUGUCUCUGUGUGAGAGGGGGCCAGCCUGAUGCCCUGUCUCUGUGUGAGGGGGCCAGCCUGAUGCCGUGUCUCUGUCUCUCACCUGUUGCUGCGUCGUGCAGCGGUGGCCUCUGUCUGAGACAGCUGGCCCAGAGAGAGGCUGCGGAGGUCUGUGAGUACGCCAUGAGUCUGGCCCGCAACAAGGACAGCACGGACUCAACCACCGUCAAUCUGAACAUCACAGAGACUGGUUUGGAGGGGGUUCUGUUUGGAAUGCUGGACCGGGAGACGGACAGGAAGCUUUGUCACGACAUCCAUGAUACUCUGGGCCACAUGCUCUCCUCGCUCGCCGUGGACAAGCUCUCUCAUUGGUUGAAGCUCUGCAAGGAUGUCCUGGCUGCUACGACAGAGGCUGGAGGAGGGGUUGUGGCGCCGGUAGAUCUGGGUAAAGAAGAGGACGACUCGGAGAAGCAGGAUGAGAUCGACGAUGACAUCAUGUUUACGGCGCUGGGAGAGGACAAUAACGCCAAGCCGUCUGUGGCGCCGCGCUGGGUGACCCGUGUGUUCGCCGCAGACUGUCUGUGUCGCAUCAUACUGCUGUGUGAGAACGCAGACAAGACCCACUUUGACCUGGCCGGCGCACGCACUGCUAAGGCCAAGAACCCUAAAGGUGAUCUGUUGGUCCUCCACCUCUCUGACCUGAUUCGCAUGGCCUUCAUGGCGGCUACAGACAGCAGUAACCAGUUGAGGAUGGCUGGUCUUCAGGCUCUGGAAGACAUUAUUAAGAAGUUUGCCUCUGUUCCGGAGCCAGAGUUCCCAGGUCACGUGAUCCUGGAGCAGUACCAGGCGAACGUUGGAGCUGCUCUUAGACCAGCGUUCUCCCCAGAUACACCUUCUGACAUCACGGCUAAGGCAUGCCAGGUGUGCAGUACGUGGAUCGGUAGUGGUGUGGUCAGUGACCUGAAUGAUCUUCGCGUCGCACCACAAUCUCCUGGUAUCCUCGCUGGACAAGGUGCAGGCUGGGAAGGGUUCCUCCAGCCAGCUGUACAGUGAGAGUGCUACCACCAUGGAGAAAUUGGCCGUGCUGAAGGCCUGGGCU
Oncorhynchus nerka (sockeye salmon) is the source of this 1162-nucleotide messenger RNA. RefSeq names its product HEAT repeat-containing protein 5B-like. Gene Ontology annotation, cellular component: endocytic vesicle; Golgi apparatus; membrane. Gene Ontology annotation, biological process: retrograde transport, endosome to Golgi; endocytosis; intracellular protein localization. The record is from RefSeq and is a predicted model, not a curated record. Lineage: Eukaryota; Metazoa; Chordata; Actinopteri; Salmoniformes; Salmonidae. The annotation marks the transcript as partial. The transcript has 7 exons.